Colletotrichum karsti is the source of this 591-nucleotide messenger RNA. RefSeq lists its product as uncharacterized. NCBI's taxonomy places the organism in Eukaryota, Fungi, Ascomycota, Sordariomycetes, Glomerellales, Glomerellaceae. The record is from RefSeq and is a predicted model, not a curated record. The coding region runs from base 1 to 591 and encodes 196 amino acids. The transcript is spliced from 3 exons.
AUGCAGCCCAUCGGAACUAUUCUGCUCUCCAUGGCCGCCCUCGCGGCCGCAGCUCCCUCGGCGAACACCCGUCGUGCUGUCGCCGCCGACUCUGGUCCUUUCCAGGUUUACGCCUACGGCACUGGCAUUGGAGGACUUGCCAUGUUCUCCUCUGGAGGUGACGCCUUCUUCGGAGACCACAGAAAGAUGAACGACUCCAACGCCGCCCCUGUCGUCUUCACUCCUACUGAUAACGACGUCUGGGUCGGCGCUCCCAACACCACCGAGUUCAACAACACUUCGACCCUCCCCAACUGGUCGAACCUCACCUUCUCCAUCCCCAGCACCACCUCCAGCAACCACACCGUCGGAUUCUCCAACUCCUCCUCUACCGACCGCCAGAGCUCUGGCUUCAUGUUCUACGGUAGCUUCAUCUUCGUCGAGGCCACUACCGGCGGCAUGGAGUCUCUGUGGUAUGCCACGCCCAGCAGCGUCGAUGGCGUCUUCAACCUCAAGUGGAACCAGACCGGCGACGACAGCUCCAACAAGAUCACCCUCACCUUGAAGAAGACUCCUCCUUCCAACGCCCAGCUUACUUCUGAUUCUGCCUAA